Homarus americanus (American lobster) is the source of this 3858-nucleotide messenger RNA. RefSeq lists its product as uncharacterized. The record is from RefSeq and is a predicted model, not a curated record. Lineage: Eukaryota; Metazoa; Arthropoda; Malacostraca; Decapoda; Nephropidae. Gene Ontology annotation, cellular component: membrane. The transcript is spliced from 4 exons. The coding region runs from base 326 to 1582 and encodes 418 amino acids.
CCAUUUUGUUCUUUUGUGCUACAGAGACAACAAUACGUAUUUCAUCAUCGAGUGAAUCUAAACCUUGGCCGUAUUUAGAAUCGCUUUUCAAGUUUAUGAAGACCAUGGGGAACUCUGUUAAGUUAUUCUGUAUGAUAUGUGCUCAGAAUAUUACAGAGGUGACUACAUACAGAUACUCACCAUCCAACUUGAAGAAAGACGUGACGAUAUUUAAGAACUGCAGUUACAAGAUCUAUAAAACAAAGAAGAUCUUCCUCCCUGAAGCAACGAUAAAGAAGAAAGGAAACAGCAGAGGUCAUCACUAGUUAAAGUUAAUACACGAACAAUGGGUGAGAUGGAGAGAGGCGUGUACGAAGUGGAGGCAGCCAUGAUCGGGGAAGGGGAGACGCCCAGACGAGACAGAGGCUGCUGUGGCAAGUGGUGUCGUCAUGGUUUCUCCUUCUGGUGCAAGAAAUAUUUCUGGGAAGGUCAACUGAAGCAAGGAGCAGGUGAUGAAGGCUACGAUGAGGUCAGCACUGCAGGACCAUUCUCUAAGUUGUCACCCAUCAAACGUAAACUGGCGGGACUGUUCAUUCCUGCCGCUUUCUUUCACUUCUGGUACUGGUGUAUUAUGUACUACAGGGACCUCUUCUAUGUGUUCGCGGACAGAUACCCUAUGACCAUUGCAAUGAUCCCCGGCUCUAUCAUUGCUGGAAUGACAAGUGUGGGUGGCGGAGCUAUAGCCUUCCCUGUGAUGACAUUGGUGAUGAACGAGACGCCGGCGGUAGCACGAGACUUGUCCUCCUCAAUACAAGCUAACGGGAUGAUUGCUGCCUCCUUCUCUAUCCUCUACAUGAAGGUUCACAUCGAGAAACAGUCCUUAUUAUACAGUUUCUUGGGAUCUUGUGCAGGAGUGAUAUUCGGGCUGGAGGUUAUUGACCCCAUAUUAACACCAUCCAUGAAAAAAAUGGGCUUUGUUAGUAUUUUCUUCUCAUUUGCAUUUACUUUGUUUAUAAUUAAUUGGAAUCACAAGAGAAAGACAUUCAAUAACAUUCCAGACUUGACUUGGUGGAAGAUUUUAUUAAUUCUUGUGUUUGGAUUUAUCGGUGGUAUAUUUACGUCCUUUUCCGGUAGUGGCGCUGAUAUAUGUAUGUUCAGUCUCCUCACCCUCUUCUUUAAGGUGUCUGAGAAAGUAGCGACGCCUACCUCAGUGGUGUUGAUGGCUCUUUCUUCUGUCGUAUGUUGGGCUUGGAGGUCCGCCGUCACCCAGGAGAUGCCACAGGAAAGCUGGGAUUAUCUCUUUGCUCUGAUCCCCGUUGUUACGAUAGGUGCUCCGUUUGGUGCCCUGAUUGGGACACAUUUCCAUCGACUAGUGCUGGCCGCUUUUGUUUACAUCCUGAACACUGUUUCCUUAAUUGGUGCUUUUCUGAUAGUUCCACAAACUCCCGCUCUUACUGGGGGCUCUGUAGGUGUUAUAGUGGGCAUGUUCUUCUUCUUCUCAUGCAUAAACAAACUUGGGGAUCAAUUGAAUGCCAAACACGAGAAACUUAUUCCCAACAAACUGGAAACUAACGUGAGGAUGAUAAAAGUAGCGGCCAAAUAGUUCCGAGUGACUUAAAAAUGUACUCACGUUUUCUUCGGGUGAAUGUGAUGGAACUCUCUUGCGUCACAGUACCUUAGUAUUAUCUGCUGUUACUCUUCAUGGUCGUCUAGUUUUGUUAUUUUUCGUUAUUUUAUCAACAUUGUAAUGGAUUAGGGGAGGUGCACUCGAUACUGAGGGAGGAAGCCAAAGAUAAUAUCCAAUUUUCCUCCUUAAAAUGAAAAUAUCCCCAGAAUUAGUGUUUUUCAGGGAUAAUUAAUAUUCCCACAAAUAGUCAGUAUGUUAAGAUAAUAAAAAUUUCCCCAAUAAUAGCCCCGCAAUCAAUUUUUUCCCCAAUAAAAAAGUUCCCCAGUACUGUCAAUAAUCACCGUUGUAAUGAGACGUUAAAAGGUAGGAUGAACUGAUGGUGGUGUUGGCCAUGGCCGCAUAAACCAAGGGCGGCCAGUAGCUCAGGGCUGAGUGAAGAAAGUUUAGUUAAAAGUUGUCUACCAGGUGUAACGAAAGUGGAGUCGGCCUGCAGCCUUGUAACUUGAAACCGGCUGAAUUAAACAGCUAAAAUCAGCUAUAUAAUGAACCGCCUCAAUGUCACCGUGUUCCUGAGUCACACACACACACGGGUAUAAUUAUUUUACCAUGCUACAUCCAAGAGAUAAGAAAAAUGAUUAUAUGGUUUACUAACGCUACUCUUGCCCUACAAUUAAGGACCUAAGACUACGUUAGGUGACUCUCUAGAUGGUAGUUAGAAUCAGAUAAUUUUUAUUCAGAUGUCAUGUCUUAGUUCCGCUGUGGUUAAGUCCUUGUGGGAAGUUUCAAGUCGUAUGCAUUUUCAGACGCAGGAUUUAGAUCUCAAGGUUCAAUAUGUCGGAGAAAACAUGUUUGUCUUAUUUUACAACUCCCUGGUGACUACAAUACGCUUGAUCUUAAUACAGUAUUGUAGUUAAAGCUCAGUAAUGCAAUGUAAUGAUGUAUUUGUGUCAAUGGUGGUAUCUACGUGGCAGUUGUACAAAUAUUCGUAUUAUGAGGGAAUUGUCUCAUCAUUGUGGAACUCUUUUUGUUACUUUAGCUCACAGUUGACUCUCGAUUAAUUCAUUACAAUAAAGAAAAGAAUAAAAAAAAGAAAAAUAACAAGAAGCUCUGGAAGUUAUCAACAAGUCAUUUCGGUAAAGUCAGAGACACCAAUGAGCCCUUAAGCAGGUAUCACACUGAGCAAAAUGUCCAUCGUUCUCGGUCAAAAAACUGAAGUCCCACAACACUCUGCAUCACCCCACUUUACCAACAAGGGAAGUUGAAGUAAUUGGUGAGGCUUGAGAUUCCAUUCUGGCUCUGUUCAGUGGCUGUAAACUAUAGGCAAAUUAAAUGUUAUCUGUAUGUAGAAAUACUCUGAUUAUAAUAUAUUUGCAUUUAAGCCACUUAAAAGUAUUUCUUAAUAAUUUGUUUUAACAUAAUCAAUGUCCUUCAAUUAUUAAAAUUAUAAAACUUCAAUUGAACCCGAAAUGCAGUCAAAAUUUGCCAUAGAACUGCCUUACUUUGUUUUCCUCAGAUCUCAGUUUUCAGACGGAAAAUCUUACCGAGAACAGUGUGUCGCCGUUUUACUCCAGAGGAAUGCGGAAUUUUGCCUAGUGUUAUAGUCCCAUAGGGGGAAAUGGGGCCAUUAAUCUCUCUACUUCUGUGAAUAUUUUUCGUAUAUUGUGUAUCCUGUAAAUAUUAUUUUGUGAUGUACUACCUAACAUUAUCCUAGCAAUGUACUACCUAGCAUAAUUUCCCGUGUCAUUUUGAUACUGUAUAAAUAUCUUUGAUUACUUUGGAUAGAUAUUUAAAAAGUAUGUUUAUAAACCUUCAUAUAGUGUUUACUUAGUGUUUGUAUAUUUGUCAGGUUUAUGUUGUUUAUUUUUUUUACUUAUUUUUUUUGCCUUCGUGUUUGAGCAAAUUUAUAACAUUAUCCCUGGCUGGUCCCACACUAUUAUUAUUAUUAUUAUUAUUAUCAUCAUUAUUAUUACUAUUAUUAUCAUCAUUAUUAUUAUUAUUAUUACUGAAGCAACACCAGCCAGAUACCUCCAUGUAUGAAUGACUCGGAGAAAAAUUCACAGGCGGUUAGUUCACUCACCAACAGCCUCAUAUCAGCCAUCCUUCCACCUUUACUAAGCUGUGUUGAUCAUAUCUUAGUUAGACAUGUUAAUAUUCCUGUUAAGUCUUUCUCUAUAUCCUGUUAUUCCUGUAUGUCAUUAUCUAUAUCCUGUCACAAUAUAUAUAUAUAUAUGAAUAAAUUACAUUUCUAUUGA